Messenger RNA from Copidosoma floridanum, 1905 nucleotides. It is a transcript of the gene heix, whose product is annotated as UbiA prenyltransferase domain-containing heix. Gene Ontology annotation, molecular function: prenyltransferase activity. Gene Ontology annotation, biological process: menaquinone biosynthetic process; vitamin K biosynthetic process. The record is from RefSeq and is a predicted model, not a curated record. NCBI's taxonomy places the organism in Eukaryota, Metazoa, Arthropoda, Insecta, Hymenoptera, Encyrtidae. Gene Ontology annotation, cellular component: Golgi membrane; endoplasmic reticulum.
CGCUCGCAGCCAGCGCAGCGCUGCUGCCGAGACAUGGUCUCUUCUGAAAUAUCCAAGCAUUAUUAGAGGCGGAAAGUACCGGAAAGGAAGAUCAUUGCUGCUCGAGAGUGAUGUGCAGAUACUCGCUGAUCUAGUGAACACGUCGACUGGUACAACAACAAUGUAACAUGAAAGCCUGGGUCUGCAUCGUCGUCACUUAACCUCCAAGGACACCUUUCGCCUCUGCAUUUGGACUGAUAUUUUUUUCCAGCUCAUCCUCGUUGUAGGUAAUUCCCUCGUGUGUCUAUACUUAUUCACCCUUUCGUCAAAGAUAUUACAAAGUGUCAAUGAUACCGAAUGGAGUACAAGCUGAGAAACAGGAGAAAUGCUCCUCCUCGACAUCGACAUCGACUUCGUCCUCGUCGCCCCUGAUGAAACUUUCUACAUAUCUAUUUGCAAUCAGACCAUGGUCACUGAGCGCCUCCCUCAUCCCAGCCAUGCUGGGCUCGGCGCUUGCUCACAAGCUGAUCGGUCUAGCUGGCAUUAGCUGGAUCAUCCUGGUACUGACACUGUUCAUUAUAACCUGCGUUCACGGCGCUGGCAAUGUCGUCAACACGUAUUUCGAUUACAUCAAAGGUGUCGACAGCAGGAAAAGCAAUGACAGGAUUCUCGUGGAUCAACUGCUUUCCACGGACGAGCUGGUUUCUUUGGGUGCGUGGCUCUAUGCAGCUGGAUGUCUGGGAUUUGUGCUGCUGGCUGGAGUUUCACCAGCCAAGAUGGAACACUUGGCACUAGUUUACUUUGGAGGACUGUCGUCGUCUUUUCUCUACACCGGGGGAAUUGGGUUCAAGUACAUUGCACUUGGGGAUGUUGUGAUACUCAUAAUUUUUGGCCCGAUUUCCGUACUGUUUGCCUUUAUGGCACAGACAGGCUACAUCGAGUGGAAUACCAUUUAUUAUGCUAUACCUCUUGCUCUCAACACUGAAGCCAUACUGCAUAGUAAUAACACGAAAAAUCUUGAUAGCGAUAAAAAAGCAGGCAUUGUGACACUUGCGAUUCUCAUUGGACAAACUGCGUCGCACGUUUUGUACGCAUUUUUACUUUUUACCCCUUACGUGACUCUUGUCGUACUUGCGCUCAGAUAUUCCAAUUGGUUUCUGCUGCCUCUCGUAACGCUACCUAAGGCAUUUAAAAUCGAGAUGAGUUUUAGGAAUCCCAGAACAAUUCAAGAAGUUCCAAAAAAGACAGCCAGCUUGAACCUUUAUUUGGGUGUUUUGUACAUUGUUGCUUGUUUGCUGAUAGACAAACUUCCUUACCUUCAAGUUGUUUCUAACAAAGUUUAACUAUUUUGUCAGCAACGGAAAUCCCGUGCUCGCGGUGAUUCAACUGUUAAGGUGAAAGCUGCUAUGAAACGUUGUUUUGAAGGGUAGUUUUUAUUCUUCAAUAUCUGUCAUCAUCAUCAUCAAUCAAUCAUCAUCAACAAAUGCUUCUAUGUUACAUAGAAAUGUUUAAAAAUUUUAUUAUACAUACAAACACCAAAGACUGAAGUCUAGAGUGUCUUUUUUUGUAUAGAAAAAAGAACUGAUUGAGAUACUUUUCUUUAAAGUAUACACCAUGGAUCCAAACCUUAAUUCAGGUCUAAAAAUCGUUGUGUGAAAAAAAACUAAUGAUUUUAUUGACAUGACCCAGUUUUUUAUCCAACAGUGUAAAAAGAUCCUCAAUUUGUUUGUAAAUUUUAAAAUCUAAGUAAUGAACUUAAACAAUUUUCUCUUAUUGUACAAAUGUUCUUUCUUGUGUAAAUUAAAAAAAAAAUUCUCCUGUAUGUGCUAAAAUUUGUCUUUGUAUUUAUUUACAUUACUCCUUUUAUGCUAAACAAAAACGAAGUCAAUAAUUGUAAAAAGGCGUCUAUUAAAAACACUUAUUUGU